Pediculus humanus corporis (human body louse) is the source of this 429-nucleotide messenger RNA. RefSeq lists its product as uncharacterized. The transcript has 3 exons. The coding region runs from base 1 to 429 and encodes 142 amino acids. The record is from RefSeq and is a predicted model, not a curated record. Lineage: Eukaryota; Metazoa; Arthropoda; Insecta; Psocodea; Pediculidae.
AUGAUGACAAACGAAUCAAGAUCGAAUAACGACAGUCCGGCUCUAGGUCAAAGUUCAUCGAUCACUCAAAAAAAUUACGUUAUAUUAACAUCACCGGAAAAAGUUAACGAUGUAGAAUCAAAAAAAUACAACAAAAUCAACAACGACAUGUUUGAUGAUUCCUCACUAUUUGAAAUAUCGACCACCGUAUCAAAAUCUCCAAAUUUUAUAUCGAGUUUUGAAAAAUCACCACAAAAAUUAACAGAAUUGGAAAUAUUUAGUGGUGGUGGCAGUGGUAAAAGCGGUACCGGAAGUGGAUUAUCGGAAAUGACAAAAGUAACACACGUUUUUGAAACGAUAGAACCAGAAUAUUCAUCGUCGUCGUCUAUUGUAAAUAAAUUAACGGAUAUGGAAAGUGGUGCAUUAACAAAUAACAAUUCACAGCUAUGA